Parus major (Great Tit) is the source of this 6842-nucleotide messenger RNA. RefSeq names its product putative short-chain dehydrogenase/reductase family 42E member 2. Lineage: Eukaryota; Metazoa; Chordata; Aves; Passeriformes; Paridae. Bases 4913 to 6124 code for a protein of 403 amino acids. Gene Ontology annotation, biological process: steroid biosynthetic process. Gene Ontology annotation, molecular function: 3-beta-hydroxy-Delta5-steroid dehydrogenase (NAD+) activity. The record is from RefSeq and is a predicted model, not a curated record. The transcript is spliced from 13 exons.
AUAGAGAAUUAAAAAUUACUUCUGUCAUAAAUGUAUCUAUUUAGUGUUGUAUGCUCUGAACCAGGUGACUCCUGCCUUCCAUGCUAGUGCCAGCAUUUACUAGAAUGCUGCAGCUAAACUGAUGCUUUGUGCUGUGCAUCACUUUCUGUGAUUUUAUUUGUGGAUGUGUGUAACUGCUGAGAUGAUUUGAUAUGAAAAUGUUAAUUGUAAAUUAAUAGGGUUGGUUACAGUUCUGUUUGGGGUAUAGAUGAUGAUCACUGGUAAAAUGAGGAUUUGUACUAACAGAAAUGUUAAAACAGUAAAUCCAGGUAGAAAGGAUGAGCUUUCUGUAUUGCCAAAAAGGCAAUUUCUUAUUUGUUUCUUGGAGGGUUUAAGAAAUGUCACAGUACUGUAGCAUAGAUUCAUAUAUUCCUAUAAAAGUACUUCAAAAGAAUUUAAAGGGAAACACUCUUAUGGAGGUGUUAAAUGGUAUCAAAAGCUCUUUAUGAAGUAAGAUCAUAAUGAACAUGUUGGAUUUUGCAAAUGUGGAUAAGCAUCGGAAUAUUUCAGUCAGUUGUGUUAGACUGCAAUUGUCAAAGCUCUCAUUUAGAGCCUUCCCCCCUCCAUAUAAUAUUUGGUGUUCAGAGGUUUUACUCUGUCAAAACAAUUGCAUUUACAUAGUGUCUCCAUUGGCUGAUUGUCAGCAGAUCUGUAACCCCAAAUUUGGGGUAGCCUACAUUAAUACUCAUCACUGAGCUGUUUGUUUUGGCUUGGACUGGGCGUUCAUUUCUGUGGGCAGAGCUCAGCGCGUUUGUCUGGUUCCCCUGGGCAUGAUCUCACACUCCAAGUAGGUGUUGGGAACUCAGGAGCCUUCUCUUUGCUGGUGGUGUGAGCUAAGGGCUUCUAAGCUUCCUGUUCAAGAAAAUGCAAUGAAAAGUAAGGAGCACAUGUUGAUGUUAGAAUCUGUGUAAGCACAGAAGCUGUAAAAGAGUCAGGUAUUACAGGAUUGAGCCCUUACACCCCAUCCAAGUUCUCUUUUCUAAGUGUGUUUAGCUGUGCAGCCAAAGCCUUGUGGCCUCACAGGCCGGUCAAGCCCUGCUACCUCCUCAGAGCAGUUCCUUCCUUUAAAAUACAGAUCCCAUCUCCUUACUACCUACCUGGAAACUCCCAUCCUACCUGCUCCUCCUCAGGCUGAGGGCUGCUCAGCCAGGAAGAUGUUUUCAGGAGAUGUCUCAGUGGGGAUGACCUGAGUAAUACUUAGUCAGUGACUUCACUGCCCAUCUGUCAGCUGUGUCAUUUGCUUUCCUGGUUUGUGCUUGCUGGAACACAACUCACUGUAUUCAAGACAUAAUAAAAGAGGAGUUUUAUAAUUGACUAAAGGCAUAUUUUUCUGCCAGCUUGUUUGUAAUUCAUGUCAUUGCUGUGACUCACUGAAUAUGCUGAUUUGUGUGCAAUGAAUUAAAGACAAAUGGCUGAACCAGUUGCUACCUCCACAUGCAUGUGCAACCCCCUUCAGGAGAGUGUUGCUUUCGCAGUGGGAGUGCCUGUGGCAACUGUCAUGUGGAGCAGCUCAUGUGCUGCCUUAAUUUCCAUUUUCCAACUGCUGAGCUAGGUUUAACUGGUGCAGAUGUUCAUAAUCCUUAGCAAGGACUGGCAUUUCAGGAACUCCUUUGUGCAUGGUUCAGCCAUAGCUGCUUCAUGGGACAGCUUCCAGGAGAAGGGUGGGACAGCUUGGCAUAGUAACAAAUUCCUCUAUCCAAAUAUGCCUGAAUUUGAGUCACCUCCAGCAGUUCAUGCUGCUUCAAAGGAAGGUAACAACAGUGUAUGUUGUGUCAUUUAGAAUUCUGUUCAGUAAGAAUUUAUCUGCCUUAUAAGCAUGUUGCUACUGUAAACAUGUAACUACAAACUUCCAAGACUUCAGGCACCCAAAGUGUUAAUACAAGUAAGUCACUGGAAUUUUCUUGGAAUUACUCUAAUGCAUCUAAAUCAGAUGUAUAUCAGAUGUACAUUUCAUUCCAUUGAACUUUGGUCCUUUGUGAAACCAUCUGAAAUAGAUGCUUAUGAGAUGUUUGCUUGCUGAUUAGUUUAAAUAAAUAAAUAAGUAAUAGGAAGAGAGAGGAAGAAGGGAAAAUGCAAUUCCAGAAAAUUGCCAGUGUCAGAAAAUACCCUUUUCCUUCCCCAUCUCUGGUACAAUAAUGAUAAUUUAAGUUUGAGGUAGUGGAUGCACUGGCAAAAGUAAUUUAUGAGGAGUCUGAUAAUUUCUGACUCGUAUUACAUGAGACUUCAUCAGUUAGAAUCUUAAAUUCUAGCCAGAAUUUGGUAAGUACCUUAGACAGACCUUGUAAGCCACAAGUUGAUAUCCUUUCAGUGAUAUGGGCUGCCUCUGUCACCAUGGCCACUCCUAAUGUGGUACCAAGGCUUUUCUAAAUAGAGUAAAAACUAGGAAAUAACAAACCCGUCAGAAUUGCUGUUAUAAUUUCUUUCACACACACAUCUGUAUAGUUCAACACUUUUGUUCUCUCUGUGAUUCCCAUGUGUAGCAAGCAAAGCUGUGAUCUCUGCUAAUUGUAUGGAAACAUGCCUUUUUUCAGUACAAUGUAAUGCAAUAUUCUUAUUUAUGAUGCUUUUGUAUUUCUUCUCCUCAAAUACUGCAUAAACUGUCCUCUUCUUUAAGAAGACCUAAGGGCUGAUACAGGGAUGUUCAUUGCUGCUGUGAGAAGUUGCUUUGUUCCUUCCUGUAAUUCCAUCCUGACUUGGCAAUGCAGGCUCAGAGUUAUCAUUUCAUUUGACCUGUAAAUCAAUCUGUGUAACAUGCAAAGUAACCACGAAUGCAAAGGAAAUGAGGAAAAAGUCAUUUGAAAAGCAUUUUAUGGGGCACAUUCCAAGGCUGUAUUUAUGUGUGUUUUAUUCCUUCCAUGAGGAAACAGUGAAAUAUGCAGAACUGUAACACAAAUACACAAAGAAACAGGAAAAAGGAAGGAUAGAGUGAGAAUAUUUAUGUAUGUUAAUGAAGAAUGGAGGGAUUUAAGAAGAACCUGAUCUCUUAGCUUUGCAGCGAGGAAUAAGGAUCUGCAUCUUCUUUUCCCUUCUAGCCUGGACUUAGAGCAUUACAUGGGUAAGUUGCUUUGCCUCUGUAUCUGACUUAGCAAGGAAUGUGAAGAAUGUUGUAUUACCAUAACAAUUUAUGUCUUAUAUUGCAUUUGUUGUUGUAUCAAUAUUGUGUUGGUAAACCUUUUAAAGGAUGACUUCAUGCCUUAGAAAUGUUUGAUGUAUCCUAAUGUUUAGCAUUAGGUUACAUGAAAAAUAUUCUGAAGUUUCCUUUCCCAAAUUCAGAUCCCAUGAUUUAUAUUUUUGACUAAAAAUUCUAAGCCCAGCUAGACAUAAUUAGAGGAGAGCUCUUUUCUUUUUCUCUUCCAUUAACAUUGCAAGACCUGAUAUAAAUGCUUUUUAACAUUUUCUGUCUUCUCUCACAUAUAGGGUGAAUAUCUUACUGUUGUCACUUCCCUUCUGUCAGCUCUCUGUUGUUUUAGAUGUCCUUGUUAUGAAGGUGGUAGUUUUUGUAGUCACAAAGAGAUAAGUUCCCUUAGUCAAAAGUAUUUGCACCCUACAAUAGGUCUGCCCAGACCUCUCUGGGGCUGCAGAGGGGAUCAGUGCUCUGUACCCUGUCCAAACGAGUCUCACCACUCUGAGUUCACAGACUGUGUCAGUACCUCUGAUGGGGCAUCUGCAUGUGAACAAGGCAGGUGCUCUAACACACAGCAAGCUUGGGCAGCUCUACUAAUUUAGGGCUUAGCUACAGAAAUUUUUAAUAAGUCAGAUGAAGAGGGGGUAUUUUUUGUAUGGCAGGUAUUUCAGCAAAACCCUGUCCUUGAGUAGGUUUAAGAGAGAGCUUAGUCUCUUCUGAUUUUCUGCUAUUCCUCUGCCCUUAGGCACUCCAGAACAUCCCAUCCUGCCUGUGACUCACACCAAAUAUCCAGCUGUCAUCUUAACUCAUGCCUCUGUUGAGCUCUUCAUGCUCUGAUUACUUUGUUAGAGGCUCUUUUCUGCAUAGGAUCUUCCACACUCGAAAACCUUUCUUCAGGUAACCCCACAGCUGGAGCACAGCUCCUGUCCUGGGAGUGCAGAGCUGUGAAGUUCACAGGACCUGCUGAGUGACCAGGACAUAGACCUGGUCUCACACACCUGCCUUCUGGGCCAUGGUUUGAAACCCCUCUGGGGUCCAGUGUUCAGAACCAGCACCGGGAUCAGGCUUUGUAUGCUGGGGAUGGAGAUUGUCUUGUCUGUCCUAUGCCAAAUCCUAUUUACUCAAUUCAGCCUUGGGUCUGGCAGCAUGUGAUUUGAAAUGAACUUGUGUAAGCAUACUGGGUUCCUCUAUGAAACAGUGCAAUUACAUUUCAACAUUGCUUUACAGUCGGAAUGUGAGCAACGUUUUGAUAAGCCAACACACUUCAGGAAUGUAGACCUCCUCCAUGUAAAUAAAUGGACAAACUCCCUGACACCUCCCUGUUGUGUUUUAUAGUCAUCUGCUACAAGUACUGGAUGUUUUGUUAGUUUCUAUGUGCCUCCAUGAAUUAUGAAUGGUCAUAGAAGAAAAAGUAGAAAAAGGCAGUAUAGAGUUGUGAUUCAAGACCAAAAGAAAGCUCCAAUAUUAAUGCAGCAGCUUUUCUCCUUGUAACUUUAGCUUCUGUUUCUUUCAGAAAUAUUUAGCAGGAUGCAUUGAAUAAAGUAUGACCAUCCCUCUUUACUAAAGCCAACCACCAGCUACGAAGGAGCAGGAACGGCAAAAGGCCUGAGCACACAGGAACUUCUCUGUCUGCCUGAGAGCACCUGAUGCCCUUGAGUCACAAACUGUCCAGCACAGAGACAUCUCACCCUCUUACCUGGACAGGAAGGCCUGGGAGACCACUGACUGCAGGAUUCUACCAAGGUCGUGAUGCCAGAGGGAUCCACGGAAGAGCUCCACAGCAGCCAAGCCUGUGAGAGCCAAGUGCCCGAGCCUGCUGGGCUGCUGGCUCCCAGGAGCAGCAGGACAAUGGUGACAGGAGGCGGAGGCUACCUGGGAUACAAUCUGGGAUGUGCCCUUGUUAGCUCGGGAAUUGCUGUUGUGCUGUUUGAUGUUCGGAAGCCUAAAUGGGAAAUUCCAAGCGGAGCGGAUUUUUUCAAGGGUGAUGUGAGGGAUUAUGAAGCAGUGUUCAAAGCAUGUGAAGGGGUUGACUGUGUUUUCCAUGUAGCUGCAUGUGGAAUGUCAGGAUUGGAACAACUUCAAAAGAAAGAUCAGAUUGAAUCCAUAAAUGUUGGAGGCACAAAAAUUAUAAUUGAUGUCUGCAAACAAAGAAAUAUCCCUAGACUGAUAUAUACCAGUACAGUGAAUGUGGUGUUUGGAGGGAAUCCUAUUGAAGAAGGAGAUGAAGAAACUGUACCAUAUUUUCCACUGGAAAAGCAAUUUAAUCAUUAUUCCAGAACCAAGGCAAUUGCAGACCAAAUGGUUCUUGCUGCUAAUGGAACUUUACUCAAAGGAGGGGACAAGCUCCACACGUGUGUGCUUCGCCCGCCGGGCAUCUACGGACCAGAAGAACAGCGGCACCUGCCUCGAGUAGCCAUAAAUAUCCAGCGGAGACUUUUUAACUUCAAGUUUGGGAAUCACAAAGUUCAGAUGAACUGGGUUCACAUAGGAAAUCUAGUGCAAGCUCAUUUACUGGCUGCUGAGGCUCUCACCUCUGAGAAGGGCUAUGUAGCUAGUGGUCAGGCUUAUUACAUCCAUGAUGGUGAGAAUGUCAUCUUCUCUGAGUGGAUUGUGCCUUUGUUUGAAAAAUUAGGUUACAGGAAACCUUGGAUACAUAUUCCUGUUCUCCUGGCUCAUAUAGCAGCCACUGUGAUGGAAUAUCUGCACCUGAUACUAAAGCCAGUUUUUAGCUUCACACCUUUCUUGACAAGGAAUGAGGUGUGGAAUGUCACUGUAACUCACACUUUCCGAAUAGACAAGGCACGAAACCAACUCGGUUACAAACCAAAGAAAUUCUCGUUUGCUGAUUCUGUGGAUCAUUAUCUAAAAACAAGACCUACCUGCCAAGAAGAUCACAUGUUCCUUAAAAUGGUGUUUGUUUUUGGCAUUUUGUUAAGUUUGAUCAUUCUUUCUUUCUUCUAAAAUCAAAUAGCCACUCACCUGUUCCAGAAAACCUCAUUUUGUUUCUGAGUAUUAAUUAUCUGGUCAUAGUACAUUCCUCAGCCACUCUGGGCUUUGUUACUCAUAUUACUAUGAUGACACCUCUCUGACCUCAUUAAGAAAGAAAAAAAAACUCAAAGAAAAACAACUAGAAAAGUGAAAACAUAGGAUGUAUCAGGAAAUGUUCCCCAAGAGCAACACAGUGUUACAGUAAAGGAAUUCCCCACAAAUGGGUGCAGGAAUAGUUUUAAUGGAUCUCCAUUAAGUGAUUUUUUUCCUGCUGGGAAGCAUUUUCUAAAAAUGAUAAUUUUGGAGGGUGAGAAGGUGGAAGAAGAGGAAGUGUCACAGGACAGCAAUGCUGUAACAAGUUCAGCAGCUCCAGUGAAGGAAAUGGUGACUAAACAACUCUUCUGAUGAAGCCAUGGCUACAGCUACUGUCAGUUAGCCUGAAGAAUUACAGAGACCUGGGAAACAGUGCAAAAAAAUAUGAAAAGUAAAUAUUUAUAAAUAAUAGGUGAUUUAGAGGAAUGAAAAUCAUAUUUAUGUAAAAUAGUUUUAUUGUUCUAAAACUUUGUAAAAAUGUAAUAAAUAUAAUUAUGUGUGUUUGUAAAUCAAAUAAUAUCCUUUCAAUGCAAUAAUAAAUAAUAACUGAACCAAAUACUGUUUUUAAGGAGCUUGUGGGAAGGUGGAAUUCAGCCAG